AUGAAGAGAUUGCAAACUUUUUGUUGUUGUGCGUCCACGCGGACUGGCUCCAUCAUCACAGCAUGUCUUGGAAUAAUCCUGGCAAUAGCUACAAUUAUUAUGAUAUGGGUACUCGACAGGCACAAUGUAUCCUACAGGACAUUUAUAUUCGCUGAAGACUUUGACAAGAAACUUGCCGACAUGGACAUUCCAAGGAUAAUAUUAACAAUCAACCUGUGUUUUACCGUCCUUAUCUGUGGCCUUCUAAUCAUAGCAAUUUUAAAGAGACGAUCCUGGUUAAUGCUGCCCUGGGUGGUGUUAGGUAUAGUACUGGCAAUCGGGCUUCUGAUCAGUAUCCUUCACACCUCUAUCACCUAUUACUUGGAUGAACAAGACCGGACUAUUCUCGCCACUUUUAUAUUGAUCGGUGGACUAAUAUAUUUAUGCAUAUAUUUGUACCUGUGGGCGAUUGUAUUCAGCCACUAUCUGGAUGUCCGUGACGAGGAAGAGCGCGGAAGAUAUCGAAAGGCGCCUUACAAACGAUAA
Molecule: messenger RNA, 525 nt
Organism: Pieris macdunnoughi
Lineage: Eukaryota; Metazoa; Arthropoda; Insecta; Lepidoptera; Pieridae
Source: the annotation of a GenBank genome assembly